Camellia sinensis is the source of this 903-nucleotide messenger RNA. NCBI's taxonomy places the organism in Eukaryota, Viridiplantae, Streptophyta, Magnoliopsida, Ericales, Theaceae. The record is from RefSeq and is a predicted model, not a curated record.
AUGGAUGUCAAGAACGCCUUUCUCAAUGGCGAUCUCACUAAGAAAAUUUAUAUGCAACCUCCUCUUGGUUCCUCAAUUCUGUCCACCAAGGUCUGUAAACUCCAUCGUGCUUUUUAUGGUUUGAAACAAGCUCCCCAUGCCUGGUUUGCCAAGUUUAGUUCUACCAUUAGUGACUUUGAAUUCUCUUCCAGUGCCUAUGAUUCUGCUCUGUUUAUACGAAAGACAGAGCGUGGUGUUAUUCUUCUUCUUCUCUAUAUUGACGAUAUGAUCAUCACCGGAGAUGACACAGUAGGUAUCUCUAGUCUCAAACAGUUCCUCAGUCGCCAGUUUGAGAUGAAAGAUUUAACUUUGCUUAGUUACUUUCUCGGCUUGGAAAUUUCUCAUGAUUCUUCUAGUUACUUUCUCACCCAGGCCAAGUACACCUCUGAUCUCUUGGCUCGUGCUGAUCUUACCAAUUGCAAGACUGCUCCUACCCCAAUUGAUCCUCAAACUCAUCUCACACCUCUUGAUCGUCAGUUGUUGUCUGAUGCUACCUUAUAUCGUCAGCUAGUUGGCAGUCUUGUUUAUCUCACAAUUACUUGUCCAAACAUUGCCUAUAUUGUUCACAUUGUCAGUCAAUUCAUGGCUGCUCCUCGCUCUCUGCAUUAUGAUACUUCGGUUCGCAUUUUGCGCUAUCUGAAAGGAACUAUGUUUCAUGGUUUUCACUACUCAGCACACUCAUCUUUACAGUUACACUCAUUUUCUAAUGCAGAUUGGGCAAAGGAUCGUAUUGAUCGCCGUUUCACUACAGGAUUCUACUUCUUCUUGGGUGACUCUCUCCUUGCUUGGUGUAGCAAGAAGCAAACUCUUGUUGCUCGUUUUAGUACUAAGACUGAGUAUCGUGCUCUUGCUGACACUACUUAG